CUUAGGACGCAUGCGCACAUAUCUGUCUGCUCGUAUUUCCUUUGAGAAAACCAAAAUGUGAAGCAACUGUUUUCAGGAAUUCUCAGCACGAUGAUGCACAGACACAAUAGACACCUGGCUGUCAGCCCAUCUUAACACAGACAGCACUGGACUGCACCAGCACAAUGAAGGGCUCAACCCUCUGUCACGUCGUGGUGGCAUUCUGUACCGGCAUCUGCUGUGGCCUCACCAACAGGAAAGUGUACAUAGAGGCCGACAAGAACUGUGGACAAACCCACAUGCUGGAUUCAGGGGAGAUAAUAGUCAUAGGUUCACAGCGAGGUCCCUCGUCCGACCUGCAGGCGGAGUGUGAGAUCAUCUUCACCUCCGCAAGUCCUGAUGACCAAGAUCGAGUGUGUAUGGAGAUUGAAGAUCUCGACUUCCAGGGCAACUGCUAUGCUUCUCUCACACUGUACGAUGUGGCCUCGGACAGCACGUCGCGGAAGAAGGAGCUGGGGUCCUUCAGCUGCCACAAGGCCCCGCCCAUGGAGGUGUGCUCAGUAGGGAGAACAUUGAAGAUGGAUCUGAAUCGUGGCUUUGUUUCCUACCAGAGAGACCUUGUGUUGUUCUUGCUACAAGUAUACACAAAGAAUCCUGAUGCUCCCCUAGAGGACCGCAUCAAGGAGGUGCCUGGUGUGUUCCACAACGUAGAUGCCUACAUCAUCAUCCUCAUCGUCAUCGCAGCUGUAGUUAUCCUCAUGCUCAUCACGGUGAUUGCCCUCGUCACGUUCUACGUGCGCCGCAAAUCCUCCAGAAGCUCAAGAAGGGGAGGCAACUCCGCCAGCUCUGCCUUGCCCAACACUCAGGCUUCCCAUCCUUUGCAGACACCAGCACCCCGACAGGAACUGAAGCCAAGUCGAGUGGGAUCCCAGGAGUACUACCCGCUCCGCCCAAUACCUCAGCGUCAGUACAUCGGUCAGCAUUUCCCCCCCUUCAGCUACCAAGCCUACACUGACCAGUGCUGGCCCAACAAGGACGAGGGCUACCCCAGCUCGGGGGUGACGGCCAGUGCGGCAGGAACCCAGUCCACCCCAGUGUCGUCGUACUACCAGACCUACUCCCUCCACGAGCACCCCCAGGCCUGCCACUGUUACAGCUACCCAAGCGAGAGCCUCCAACCCGACAACUACCCCACGGACGGCUACACCAGCGAGAGGUGCUCGGGAGAGAACUAUGAGAGGUACUCGGGGGAAGGUUACCAUAGCGACAGCUUUGUUACCGAAAGGUACCCGGCUCAGCAUUACUCCAUGGAGAGGUUCCCGCCUCAUGGCGUUCUACGAGGGUACACCGGCUACCCUGGGAUCACCCAUCCUUUAAUGCCGGGCUUGUGUUACGGAUCAAACCUCGGGUAUCGGCCAGGGGAGGAGGAUGCGGAUCAGUCGGAUGUCAGUGAAAACGAAGAUGAGGCUGGUAAGGGGAAACAACUCUGUCCUGCCCUGGAAGGGAACAAUGGCUUCUCCAAGUCCAAAGAUGAAGAUGAUAAUAACCCGGAAUAUCAAGAAAUUGGUCCGCCGCAGUUCAAACAUGUGACGUUCAUGUGAUAUUUACCGGAACCGUGAAGCUGGCUGUUGUAGUUUCGUUUGUUAUUUUGAGGUGUGAGCUUUCACAGCAUGUUGAAGACUCUUGUCAUGAGAUUGUUGGUUACGUAGCUGAGAAGCGUUCAGCUUCUUGACAUAAGAGCUGAUGCUUGACACUUUGGAUUAACUUCCUGCAUGUUUUUUGUUCCAUGAUAUGUUAACAUGGUUAACAUGUUGAUAGGUCGAGGAUUGUGAAAAUAUUUUUUUAUCUGUACUGAUGGGCUUAUCUCCACAGUGUUUUGGCUGUUUCUUGUCUCCAUGGAGACUGUACCAACGGCUGACGGGGAAGUGGGUAGAAGUAGCGUGUUAACAUAUUUGUCGUUUUGGAAUUCUUAAGGAUCUGAAGUAGGAAUCGUCUUACUUUGAAAAUAUAUUUCAUCACAUCUGAAAUGUCUAGAUUUGUGAGGUUUUUUUUCUGGAUUGUUUUUGAAAUAGUGUGUUACAUUAGUUAUAGUCAGCGUCAUUAUUGAGGGGUUAUGCAGAAAAUGUUACAUAUUCAACUUCCAAGAGUGGAGUUCAGUUGCAUCUGGAAUGAACCAUUAUUUUCAUGUAUUGUACCACGUGCAUGGGCUAAGCCACUGGUUGCGUUUGGAGACAUGAUUUUGGUAUCUUAUUCCAUGUAUAAACCUUGCAUUUUCAUUGUUUUAAUAGUCAUCCGUUUUUCCAGUUUUAUGAAAGCAUCCAAUCUGUGUGACAACGGCAUUAACAACCUGUUCUUCAACUGUUAACCACACUGUCAACAUACUCAGACCUGUUGACGCUUGUUGGCAUGUUCAUGUUUGACUCCCUUUAUGCCUUGGUGACCAUUUAAUAAUGACGCUGAGUAUAUAUCAGAAUGUUAGUUUUAAUAUAUUCUUUAUUGACAUUCUUUAAGUUAGGUGACACUUCUUGCGGGUGAUGAUAAGUUCCCUACAAUGAGUAAGAAGAGUUAUAUUUUCAGCCAGGUUUAUGCAAUUAGGGCAUUGUCAAUAUUUAUCUCAGUUAGAAAAAAAUGUUUUAAGGUGAUGUUUUCGUAAUGAGGCAAAGUCGCUUAGAUAUCAGCUGUAGCUACAAUGUGUGGAUGAUGGCAAUCUUCCUCAUGCUAAUGAUGAAUGUUGAACCUUGUGUCGAAUAUACCGGUCUAAUAUACCGGACUUGUAUACCGGUCUCAUAUACUGGUCUAAUAUAUCGGGUUAAUAUACUGGUCUCAUAUACCGGUCUAAUAUACCGGUCUAGUAUAACAGUCUAAUAAACGGGUCUAAUAUACUGGUAUAAUAUACCGGUAUAAUAUACUGGUCUAAUAUAUACCAGUCUAAUAUACUGGUCUUAUAUACCGGCCCAAUAUACCGGUCUUAAUAUACUGGUCUAAUAUACCAGCCCAAUAUACCGGUCUUAAUAUACUGGUCUAAUAUACCGGUCUAAUAUACUGGUCUAAUAUAUAGGUCUAUUUCCAUAUAGGGAAUCUGUCCUGACUGAUAUACGAUGUUCUCCCGUCAUGUUGAUGAUGAUUGUGUAGAAGACAUGCAGUGAUUUAUUUGAUGUUUAAACGGGAAACGUGUUGUUUAUGAAAUGUCUGCUUUGUAAGCGUAACGACAGAACCAGGAAUCAAUGUUGAUGGCUAGAUCAUAGCCGUAUCAGUAGUGCUGAUUUAGUAUAGUGCUAUGUAUCAAUCUUCCACAUUGUGCAGGAGACUCAUCAAGGGAUGUGAAACCCGAUGGAUUCUGUCAAAACUCCGUAUCCCCGUUCGUCCAUCACUCGUGAAUACAAGCGCCUGUGUAGACACCAUUUUUAACUGAUAAAUCACGCCAUGGCUUGGUUCAACAAGACCACACCCGUGAAGAUCCGGGGUAGAGUAGGUCUUCAGGAACCCUUCCUUGCCGUAAAAGGCGACUAUGCUUGUCGUAAAAGGCGACUAACGGGAUCGGGUGGUCAGGUGU
Haliotis rufescens (red abalone) is the source of this 3532-nucleotide messenger RNA. RefSeq lists its product as uncharacterized. The transcript has 5 exons. NCBI's taxonomy places the organism in Eukaryota, Metazoa, Mollusca, Gastropoda, Lepetellida, Haliotidae. The record is from RefSeq and is a predicted model, not a curated record. Bases 165 to 1580 code for a protein of 471 amino acids.